AGUCCAGACCUUGGUACUACAAGAGAGAUCAAUGCUAGUCAAGUAGCUAGUGCAAUUCUCAAGUACAUAUCUACAUUUGACACAUAUGGCCUGCAGGUGUGGUACUGUCUGAAAAGAGGGGAGGAUCUGAGCUAAUGCAUGUGUUUUGAACUAUAGCUAUAUAAAGCUAUAGUAUAUACAAUGGCCACUGGACAAGACUCAGGAUACACACCAAGUCUAAUCAGACUGGAGUCUACUGCUAGCACAGUUGCCACAGAAAUGAACAAACUGUUCAAUACCUGUCGAAGUGGAAAUGCUGACGAAUUCAAGCGGCUGUUUUCUGAGCAGGACAAUCUGAAACACACGCUAGAAAAAGAAGAUCGAAAUGGAAAAAAACUAAUUCAUUUAGCGGCUGAAGGAGGCUCUGAAGAGAUCAUCAGUAUCAUCUUAGAUCAAGGUGGAGCCCGGCAAGCCACUCUCGAGAGCUACUCCGAUAAUGACACCCCACUCAACAUAGCACUGAUGAAUGGGAAAAUCCCGGCUGCUUAUCUGAUUUUCGAGAAACUAAAGGAGCUUGGAGCCACCCCUCGUAGGAAUCGCCAAGGCAACUACCCUCUUCAUUACGCCUGUAGAGUUGGCAACCUCCAGUUAAUUCAAACACUGUCCGAGACCUAUCCAGACACUGUGUACGCUACCAACGGGAAGGGGCACACUCCACUCAGCUUUGCAGUCUGGGAAGGAAACGUUGACGCUGUUAGAAUUCUUCUCGGUCGAAAUCUAGGCUCUCCGGAAUUAAAAUUUCCCGAUUUCAACACUAUUCUACCAGCUUUCUCCACUGGAGAAAGGCAGUUGGAACCUCCGAUUGAUAUAUUCGUGUUUGGGGACAAUCAAUGCGGUAAAAGCUCCCUCAUCAAGUCCAUCCAAGCCGAGAGUCACUAUGAAAAAUUUUGGGGCCUCACAUACAAUACCUCGGACAUUGAUGCGCACAAGAUAGGACUCAUUCCGACUGACUUCACUGCGAAACGCUACGGACGCGUGAUUUUUCACGAUCUAGCCAGCGGUACAAAGCACUUGAACAUGCAGCUAGUACACUCACCCGAAGACCUUGAGAGAGCUCUGUUUAUUGUGGUUAUCGAUUGCCGACCUGAAAAAAGGGAAAUGGAUCGAAAACUCGAGUUCUGGCUCAAUGUAGUGUACCAGCAAGGCACACAGGCAACAAAAAUAUCGUCUCGAGUCUUCCCAAAUGUGAUAAUUGUUGGUAGCUUCUGGGAUUAUGUCAAAGCAUUUCGUCGUGCCAAUGAAGUACGACUCGAUAUUACAUACCGGAACGUGGCGGAAAGAAAUCCGAAUUUGAUUUCUCAUUUGAACAUCUUAGAGAGAGCUUGUCUAGACUGCCGCAAAGCUCAGUCCAUUCCCAUGGCAAGAGUCAGAUCAUCUCUCAAGCACCAUUGUCGCCGUCAUAGGAUACCAAAUACCAUGGCACUUGACUACGGUUGCUAUGUCCUGAGCAGCAUUUUGGCGGAAAAAAGCAGCAAAAAACAACAUCCGGUGAUUAGCCUCGAGGAGCUGUUUAGUGAGAUCAAAGAGAAAAGUGCACAACCAGACAUCUCUCUUCACAGCUUGAUUGCAACCGAAAAUAUCUCUGAGCUGCUAGCACUGUGUAAGGCACUCGAAGAUCGAAAAAGGAUUCUACUCUUGAGGAAGGAUGUCUACAGUUCUGAAGAAGAUAGCACGAUCGUAUAUGACCUACGAACUCUGGCCAGCUCUGUAGAUGCAGCCCUACUUGACUUGAAGUCGCCGUUGGAUGAACCAUCUAAUGCAAAAGUGGCCCUAAUUGAGAGAGACAAACUGAGAGACUAUCUCAGUGAUAAAUUGGGUAUUCGAGCCGAUGUGAUUGUUCCGGUUCUUGAUGCAUUCAAGAUUCACAGCCUCUCAGUCCAGGGAGACAUGGACACAUUGCCUCCGGACUGCCCACACUAUUUCAUCCCCACCCUACUGCCUGAGGCGGACCCCAACACUGAAGACUGGGACGAGAGUGCGUUCUGUUUCGCUUGGAGUUACCAACCCGCUGACAAUCGUUUGUAUUGUCAUUUCCUACCCAGCUACACCAACAGUUUGUUGAUAGCUCUGUUCGAUAUCUGUGCUGGCAGGGAAGAUCUUGACUUCGACUACCACUCACUCUGGCAGGGAGGAAUCAGUUUCAGACAGAAAGACGAAGUCGAGGUUACAGUGGUUCUGUUCAGCAGUGCCAUCACCCUCAAUAUGAGGUACCGUGCAGAGUUUGAAAUCAUCUGUUUGAAUCUUCGAAACACACUCCUUAAAAAGAUUCGUCAUCUGAAGGAGAUCUUCCAGCCUGAAGCGGAAACUGAAGAGUUCAUCACCCCCCCAAAAGACGGCCCAAAGUUUCCAGUCCGUACUUCCUCCCCAAGAAACAGGAUCAAUCUCAAGGAAUUGAAGAUCCAAAUCUCAAGCAGCACUCUAAGUUUGUUGCGGUCCACUAGUGUAAUUUCCUCACUCGCUGAAAGCCACGUAACCGACUCGAGUCAAACUACCCACUUAAGUCAAAAUACACGCUUGAGCAAUGAAGAGCACCCCCACCCGUUUUUCGAGCCUUGCUACCUUGUGGCACAACUUGACACCGCAAAUCUACAGUUCCUUUUGUAUCCAGAUCAUUCUGACAGCGAGAUUUCUGAAUCAUUCUUGUACGAGCUUCGAUAUCGCCUUGGAUACCAGAGAUAUAACUCGCUCGACGGGUACUUUGGGUUUCCUCCAAUCACGAUGACACCCACUUCAUCAGUGUGUGGUGAUGUAGGUGUACCAGGGUCCCAGCAGCAUCACAGUAGGCACAGUAGCGGUGGAGAUGGAAGUGUGUCCUCACAGCAUCACAGUAGACACAGUAGCAGUGGAGAUGGAAAUGUGUCGUCCCAGCAUCACAGUAGACACAGUAGCAGUGGAGAUGGAAAUGUGUCGUCCCAGCAUCACAGUAGACACAGCUCACUAUCUGUCAAGUGUAGGACAUAUGGGCAACUUGUGGAAUGCCUGGACUCCAUCAGCAUCUUUAGCACUGUCGAGUUUCUGACCGCAAAUCAGAAUGCUACCAUCUCCCGAGAUUCAAUUACCCUCGGUUCAGCAGGGAACCAGAGGAGCUCUCAAUCAGACCACACCCCCACACCACAGUCAGAGCCUCAGCAGACGAGGAGACUCAGCCCGUACACGACAAGAUCCACCGAUGGCUACUCAAACAUCUACUUUGUUGAUCAGCUACAAGUGUUCACUUGUGGCCACGAGGGUGGUAUGUUCCACUCGGCACAGAGCGGAGUCACUAUCAAGUUCCCAUGCGGUGCAGUUCCCGAAGCAUCCCCUCCAAUCACGAUAGAAUUCGGAGUUGCACUGAACGGUCCGUUUGAGUUCCCCGCUGAUGCUAAACCAGUGUCUCCGUUUAUUUGGUUAUGUACGGAUAAUCCUCACUUUGUGUUCCACAAGCCGGUGGAGGUAAGCAUACCACAUUUCUUGACUCUGGACAAGACCGAUCAUGACAAGUUGACCUUCAUGAAACCUAACCACAGAGAUGUAGACGAUGAGUACGAAUUCAAAGAAUGCAUGGAGAAGAAGAAGUUCAAGGCUCGUAAUAGCUAUGGUGUCCUACUGACAACGCACACUUGCUUUCUUUGUAUAGCCUGGAAGUAUCCUGAGUUGGCCAUCACUAAGAUCAACUACUGUCUCAUGAAGGUGGUACCGAGGGCACUCGAGCUGUCCUUCAAAAUCGUCUUCUAUGUCACCUAUUUCCUGGAAGCUUGUAUGGAGACUGUUCAGAGGCACUUCAGUAGUGAGGACUACGAUAUUCACAGAACACGGAUCACAUUGAACCACGCUUUACCCGAGCCACAAGUCUCCAUCCAUUUCCACAACCAGCUGCAGCAUGGGUGGACAGCCACCAAGGAGGGAGCAGAGAAUGUAAUUCCAGCUUCCUAUAUUGAGUUCUGGCAUCGAGACAUUGGGCAGCUGGAGCUGAUGAACAGCUACAAGAUGUACCCUCCUCGCUUCUCCAUUCACGUCUGUGGGACAGAGGCUAUCAAGAACUCGAUCUUAGACGUCCGAUUUGAAGGCCUAAAACAAUCAACCAACUAUCAGAUUCAGCUGCAGAUUCCAGUCUCCCACCGGAAGUCUGUUUCUUUGAAUUCCGUUCGAUCAGAUACUGUGAUAUACUCACUCCCAGGUAGUAUUGAACGACACUUGUCCACAGUACACCCCCUGGAUCAGAUGAUCGUGGAGCUCGUAAAAUUCCUGGACGUGGACAGAGUUCGUCUGGGUCUGAUACGACGAGGCAUCCUCAGUCAAGAGGAAAUGGAGACACUGCUCGAUGUUAGCCUCAAGAACUUCCCCCAGAGCGUUAAAGUAGAGACUCUGGUGCAUAUAGUCAAGAAGAAGGGGGACCUUGGUUUGCAGGCGUUCAUGAAUGCUCUAGAAGAGACCAUGGACGGCACUGGCCACCACUCCUUAGUGGAACAACUAAAGAAACUAUUAGAUAAUUAUCUGUUAUAAUUAUAUCACCCCAACGUACCAUGCACUUCCAUCCUCUUUUUGAACCCUUUAAUGCUGCGUAUAUACAUAAUAAUUGUGUCUGGCUCUAGAAUAAUUCUUAUUGAAACAAUAAUUAUAUUGUAUGCAUGGUGACAUUCUGAAGCAUGUAAAAGGCAUGAAUACUAUUAUUUGCCAGACAAUUUGAGAUA
This is a messenger RNA of Halichondria panicea, 4709 nucleotides long. RefSeq lists its product as uncharacterized. The coding region runs from base 181 to 4521 and encodes 1446 amino acids. Lineage: Eukaryota; Metazoa; Porifera; Demospongiae; Suberitida; Halichondriidae. Gene Ontology annotation, molecular function: protein binding. Gene Ontology annotation, biological process: regulation of apoptotic process. The transcript is spliced from 7 exons. The record is from RefSeq and is a predicted model, not a curated record.